This is a messenger RNA of Ziziphus jujuba (common jujube), 3351 nucleotides long. Its product is annotated as protein LYK2. Gene Ontology annotation, molecular function: ATP binding; protein kinase activity. The transcript has a single exon. Gene Ontology annotation, biological process: protein phosphorylation. The coding region runs from base 325 to 2442 and encodes 705 amino acids. The record is from RefSeq and is a predicted model, not a curated record. Lineage: Eukaryota; Viridiplantae; Streptophyta; Magnoliopsida; Rosales; Rhamnaceae.
CCCAAGAAACCUCUGAAGUAGUUAGAAGGAUAGUGGAUAGAGUACCUCUGAGAUUAGAACUGUGAAUUGAAACAUUGGGAUACAUAGCCACCCUCUCCUAGCAAUUGGAAACAAGGUCCAAGAUUAGGGGAUUAACCAAACAGCAGGAGUGAUGAGAUUGAUAAAAAUAUAGAAUUUUCUUUGUCAUCCCCAAGAAUCCUGUCUACGAAACAGCUUUGAUAAAUACUCUUUAUUUUUUUACUCUUAUCUCGUAUGGAUCCAAAAUAGCCAUUCUCUCAAAGCUAGAAAUCUCCUAAUUUUUAAUAGGGGUUUGGUUGGUUUUCUAUGUUGGGGAGAGUGAGUAAAGUGGUCAUAGGCAUGGCUGCUCAGAUCAGUAAGCUCCAGUACUUGAAAGCUUUGGUCCUAUUCAUUUGGCUAUUUGUCCCCACAUUUAGUCAGACCUUUUUAAGCUGUGAGAACUCUUCUCCAGAUGCUUCUGGCUAUCAUUGCAAUAGAAAUUCAGUAGAAAAGUGUGGGACUUUUGCAAUUCUCAGAACAAACUCAUACUUCUCUUCUCUUUUCAACCUCAGCUUCUACUUGGGAAUCGAUCGGCUUGCCAUUGCCGAAGCAAAUGGGUUUUCUGCACGCACUGAGUUUCUUCCAAAGGAUCAGCCUUUGCUGAUACCUAUUGAUUGCAAAUGCAACGGAGGGCUGUUUCAAGCUGAAUUGACCAAAACCACAACCAAAGGGGAGAGCUUUGAUGGCAUUGCUGAAUCAUUGGAGGGUUUGACAACCUGCAAAGCGAUCCAAGAAAAGAACCCGGGAAUCUCACCUCGGAAUCUUGAUGAUAAAGUCAGGCUGCUAAUCCCAUUGAGAUGUGCCUGUCCUUCAUCUGAAGCUGCUUCACCAUCAAAACUCCUGCUGAGUUAUCCAGUAAAUCAAGGUGAUACAAUUUGCAACUUAGCUGUUAAUUUCAAUACCACAAGAGAAGCUAUUAUCUCUGCAAAUAACAGAUCAUUAGCACCCUUCAUCCCUGAAAACUUAGUUCCUCUUACAUCUAUCUUGAUUCCACUCAAUGGGAAGCCUAUAAUUGGAUCCUUAGCAAAACCCCAUGAACCAAAUUUGCGUUUCCCAGGAACAAGUAUCCCAGUAAUUGGUCCACCCAAGAAAAAAUCCAAUAUGUGGAAGAUUGCAUUGUAUAUUGCUCUAAGUGGAAUCUUAGUUGGUGUUAGUAUUGCAGUUGCGGCAGCUUUUUUGCUGAUCCAAUUGAAGAAGAGGAAACAGACUAGUUGUUCGAUAAGCAAAGGACAAGAUCUUGAGCUUCAACAGCUGAGUCAGAGUGUAAGAACUACAAGUGAGAAGAAAGUCUCAUUUGAUGGGUCUCAUCAGGAGGCUCUAGACAAUCAAAUCAGCAGCAACAUCAAAGCGCAUCAUAAGGCUCUUUUGGAGACUUACACCAUUGAAGAACUAAGAAAAGCAACAGAGAAUUUCCAUUCCAGCAACCACAUUGGAGGUUCUGUCUACAAUGGCCGUCUAAAUGGGAAGAACCUGGCAGUAAAGCGCAUACAACCAGAAAUCAUUCCGAAGAUUGAUUUCGGAUUCUUCAUCGAUGCAAUCCAUCACCAUCCCAACAUACUCAGAUUGUUGGGAACAUGCUUAAACGAGGGGUCUGAUUCAUUCCUGGUCUUCGAGUACGCCAGAAAUGGUUCGUUAAAAGAUUGGCUCCAUGGAGGAUUGGCAAUCAAAAACCAAUUCAUUGCCUCCUGCUAUUGCUUCUUGACAUGGAGCCAAAGGUUGAAGAUCUGUCUUGAUGUUGCCAUGGCUUUGCAGUAUAUGCACCAGGUAAUGGAUCCCGUUUACGUUCAUCGAAACGUGAAGACCCGGAACAUCUUCUUAGACGAAGAAUUCAAUGCAAAGCUUGGGAAUUUUGGCAUGGCAAGGUGUGCAGAAAAUGAUACUGCUGAGGACCCAAAUCUCUAUUCCACCAACCCUGCUUCUUGGAGUCUAGGCUAUUUGGCUCCUGAAUAUAUUCACCAAGGCAUUAUUUCACCAAGCCUAGACAUAUUUGCUUAUGGGGUGGUUUUACUAGAGGUAUUAUCAGGGCAAACACCGAUUUCCAGACCAAAUGAGAAAGGAGGUGGAAGUAUUUGGCUGGCAGAGAAAAUCAAGCCCAUUUUGGAGUCAGAAAAUGGUGGUCAAGAAUUGAGAGAUUGGAUGGAUAAUGCAUUGGGAGAGAAUUACAGUUUUGAUGCAGCUCUUUCAAUGGCUAAUCUUGCUAGAGUUUGCAUUGAAGAAGAGCCUUCUCUGAGACCAAGUGUGGAAGAAAUUAUAGAGAAAAUAUCAAGAUUGAUCAAUGAAGAUUCACAAGAUCAGGGAGAGCAUAAUUUGAUGACAGAGAGCUCUUCAAAACCUUUAGUCAAGGCAGCUGCAACCACUGUUCAUGGAUCCAGGGACACACUUUAGAAUCAUUAUUUUUUGAAGAAUUUUUAAGUUUUUAUUUUUGUUGUAUGCUUUUUUUGGGGGCGGUGGGGUUCUUGUAAAUAUGUAAUUAAGAAUUGAUUACUAAAAAGGGCAGGUUUCGCAAACUCUGUAUUCUCUCUGUUUUUCUGGAAUAAUUACCCGUUUGCUUACUCUUUCUUUUGAGACUUUUUUGUUACUUAAUCUAAAGAGAGUAGCUAUUAGCAACACAUUAAUGCUUGUUCGGUCUUGCAUUUUUUUGUUGACGUUAAAAUUGAAGUAUACACAUUGUUUGGACGAUAUAAGUCAAUGAAGUACAUGAUAGAUACAUCUAUUAAAGUAAUGUACCAGAUACUAAAUAACAAAUAUAUAUUGUUUGUAAAAGUCUGUGGGAAACUUCAUUGGAGCUACGUGGCAAAAAUGCAUUGGAAUCUAAAGUGUGGAAUACUGUGCAGUUCUAAAUUAAAAUGAUAUUGAUUAAGCCAGGAUUUGAACUUUAUUCAUGGAAUAAUCAUUACAGUAUGACAAUGUAGCUAGCUAUCGGUUUGAAUGUUGCUUGCAAUGUCUAAUUUAUUCUUGAGUACUGUUGACUAAAGUGAUGCCUAAUACAGCACGUCGCAAAAAAUAAAUAAAAUAAAGAAUUGUGAUCUCCAAAUUUAUUGGACUCUAUACUUCGUUUGAUUUGUGUAAGACUUAAUAAGAAUUUGAGAUUUUCUUUUUUUUUCUUUUUUUUGAAACAGUGUAAUUUUUAGAUGUUUGUAUAUAUUUUUUUGUAAUUAAAAAAUAUGGAUCCAUAAGGAAUUUAAUAAUCAAUAAAGGCAAAAAUCUAGAAUAAACUCGUUCCUUUGAAAGAUCCAUCAUUAUUAGAUGCAAUUAGUAUUAUAUGUUUUGUUCAUUAUGACAGUCUCCAUAGUU